Molecule: messenger RNA, 742 nt
Organism: Arachis ipaensis
Lineage: Eukaryota; Viridiplantae; Streptophyta; Magnoliopsida; Fabales; Fabaceae
Source: RefSeq, a predicted model, not a curated record
UGUUUAUACUCUAAAUUAUUAUAAUUAAAUCUAAAUAAAUUUCACUUUAAACAAAAACUUGUCCAAAGAAAUUUAGAAUUGAAAAAAAAAGUAAGAUCUGAAACUCUAGAUCUACUUGCCGCCACCAUAUUCAUCCCUUCGCCAUUAUCACCAACAAGCUCGUUGUAGUGUUCGAGAUCGGAGGCAGAAUAAGCUCGCCACUGUCGCCAUUCAUGUCCUCGUUGUUGUCACCAUCAAGCUUCUAUGUCAAUGUCGUUGCUCGCCGUCUUCCUCUGAUCAUUCUGCCGUUGCUCGUCGUCGUGUCAUUCUUUUCUCACUAUCGCUCCUAUGCUCACUCCUUUGUCGCAGAUCAUCACAUCGCUGUCCAGAUCUCUCGUUGCUCAUCACCGUGUCGUUCUUUUCUCACUGUUGCCUCCUCUGGUCUUGCCACCUCCUCUGCUCAUCACUCCUUUGUCACAGAUCAUCACAUCAAUGACCAGAUCAGUCGUUGCUUGUCAUUGGGUCAUUCUUUUCUCACUGCCGCCUCCUCUGGUAACUUCUUCUCCAACAACAACAAUAGUCCUCCGGUGAAGCUGACAGGAUAUGGAGAAAGUAUGAUCCAAUUUAUAUUGAAGAUAAACCUCUUAGGGUAAUUCAAUUGCCGCCUUUCUCACCCUCAUCGGCAACACAAUCGCACAGAUUAGAGACCAUGGGAGCAAAGCAAAAGCUGUUGAUAUUUGAUAAGCACAACAAUGACUCUUAG